AUGCAAAAUUCAAUAGAUGUUGGCUGGCUUGAUGUCGGGGUUGGAGAAGAUUCCAGGCUUGCGGUGCAGGACUACGGUCGACUGCAACGUGUGGUUUCCCAGCUCUCUGACCAAGAUAACCAAUAUCCAUCCUUAUGCGUGUUUCUUGGUGGAGAAAUCAAGAGACAUGCUCUUCAACAGCUCUACCCCUUGAACAACAUAAAAAGACAUAAAUCUGAGGCCCUAAUCAAACUGCGGUACGAUAUCGCUUCUCUGGAGAGCCGGCGGCCAGUCUUGUUGGCUGAUGGCGACAUCCUGCAUACGGAUGACUUUUAUCCUGCCAAGAGACUAGAGGCUGGCGUAGGCCAUCCCAUCUCUUGGGAUAAUCAUUCAGGGGGCAAGAUAUUGCUAGUUCUGUGGUCACGAUUGAUAUUUCUCUUUACCGAUGUGGUUUGCAUCUUUAUCGACGAUAUCUCCAGCCUGGAGAGGGCAGCACACUUUUUAGUCGGCUGUUUAGAACUUCGUUCUGCGUCCACUUUCCCCCCGCAACACUUACCAAGAGUCAUUUUCAUAUACGGAUCAACAGUGGAGAAGGGAGAGGUUGAUAAGCUAGAUAUAGGGCCGAUCUCCCGCAGGAUCCACGAAAGUGGAUAUGAUGAUCUGUCCGGAUUGUUCUCGAGUUCUAUGACUAUAUACCUGCAGGACAGUCAUUUAUCUGACACCGUGCAAUUUCAACGACUCAAAGCGUCGAUUACGGAACAAGUCGACGAUAUCUCCUCCGUUCGACAAGAAUUCCAGGCUCGACCCAAUGGGAGGCACUUAACCGCAUUAUUUCUAUUGGCGAUCCAACACACACUGAAGGAUGUUGCUAAUCCUUUUGAUUUCGUGACAGCCACAAGGAAGGAUCGCCCCGUGAGUUUGUGCAUAGAGCCGCAUCUGACGCAUUAUCUUGAAAUCGGUCAACGUGCCGAUUUCCCCCUACCCGGAUUGGCCAAUACGAUCGCGUCGGCCCUUUUCAUGGACCACUAUGUACCCAAUAUACUUGCGACGAAUCCCCGUGAGGUAUUUAGAGUUCUGUAUCGGCCUGCGGUUAUUGGAGCCUAUCACAGCUCCAAAGCAAUGUGGCCCGAUAUGUGCCCUGUGAAAGAAACUGCUUUAGUUGAACUUUAUUUUUCCCGCCUAUCCAACCGAUCCUCGCAGAGGCAAAUCUCCGCGGCAGAGUUGCGGGAAGAACAACUCAAAUCACUCAGCGGUCGAGUGUUCGGGGUCCCUGUCUCCGGGAGAGAGUACCGAUUCAUCAUCAAAGGUUGUCUUUAUUGUCUCUACCAGAGACCGUUGGUUGUCGAUGUUCUUCCGCCAACUAUGAGCCCCACUAUUCUUGCCAUCGACGGAGGGGGUGUUCGCGGGGUUAUACCAUUGGAGUUCCUACUACUAGUGCAGGAACACCUGCACCCGUGCUCGAUCCAAGACGUAGUAGCUCUUGCGGUUGGCACAAGCUCAGAUUACCGAAUAAUACGUCCGGAUGAUAUACAGGACGAACCGAAAGUGUGGCGAGCUGCCAGGGCCACAGCUGCCGCCCCUUUUUUUUUCACCCCUGCGGACUUGGGAGUUGGCUCCUUUCAGGACGGUGGACUAAAGUACAACUUCGCGGGGGCGAUUGCAGAUCAGGUUUCCCACCAGAUCUGGCCCACAGCCAUAGGAUCCACGCGAAUGUUGUCUUUGGGCACUGGAAAGCCCCAAUCGAAUGGCCAGACUCCGCAUUUCCACCACGUCUUUCGGGACAGCUUCAUACGCCGGGGGUUCGAUGCGUGGAUGUCUACUAUGAAUACAGAUAACGAUUGGAAGAAAUGGAGAGAUCAUUUGAGUGAUUCAGUCAAGGGAGACAGCCACCGCUUGGAUGUGUCUCUCGGAGAUACACCUCAUGCAAUUGAUGCAAUCGACGCGAUAGAGGACUAUCGCAAUCUUGUCAUCCUCCAGAUUGGCAGCGGGCGAAUGGCCCGGGAGGCGGCAACCACAAUGUUGAUCUCUAACUUCUUCUUUGUCGUUGGCUCAUUGCCAGAGAAUACUGCGACCCCAUUCUGGUGUCAUGGGUCAGUGCGCUGUAAAGGGCCAGCCCGAAAGGUUGUAUUAGCUUUGGAGCAUCUCUACCCAGAUGGGCUUAGUUAUGUCUCAGAUGGUGGAUUGAUCGACAGGUUUGCAGGGCUAGAUAGUAUCUGCCCUUCAUGUGGCUGCUAUAACAGCCCUAUCUCGUUCUUGACCCGCCACUUGGACUACACAGUGAAUAUCUACUUGCAGAGCUACUCUCAAAAGCGGUGGCGACUUGGCGGCUUCCCAGAAAGCGUGGCGUCAUUCGUUUCACGACAAGGCCUGCAAUCUCCAUUUGGUCAAGAUGAUCAUGGCUACCCCUGUCGAAAGCCAUGCCCUAGCUGUGACAUUGUCCCAAGCCCCAUCAAGGGUACAAGACGCAGGCGCGAAUCAAGAGGCUCGGGAGAUAUUGGCCCUAGGAAACGCGCACUAGUGUAA
Molecule: messenger RNA, 2502 nt
Organism: Penicillium daleae
Lineage: Eukaryota; Fungi; Ascomycota; Eurotiomycetes; Eurotiales; Aspergillaceae
Exons: 6
Coding region: 1-2502 (833 amino acids)
Biological process (GO): arachidonate metabolic process
Cellular component (GO): membrane
Source: RefSeq, a predicted model, not a curated record